AUGUCCUGGAUAAAUACUAAAACAUUUGAUAUUGACUUCUACCUACCCUCUAGUUAUUCGAAUAGAAACCAAAAACUAUGCCGAUUGCCCAAUGGAAUACUGGCACUAUUAAUAUCUGAUAAUUCUGUCACUACAACAGCUUGCUCAAUCUCUGUUGCUACAGGUUCACACAGUGACCCAAGAGAUAUUCCAGGGAUUGCACAUUUAUGUGAGCAUAUGAUUUUAGCAGCUGGUUCAAAAAAAUAUCCCAAGCCUGGUUUAUUUCACGAAGUAUUGGCGGCAAAUAAUGGGUCCCAGAAUGCCUUCACUACAGGGGAGCAAACUACAUUUUAUUUUGAAUUGCCCACUUCUACAGCAAUUGAACAAAACACUUUCGGUGAAAUAUUAGAUAUAUUUAGUUCCUUUUUCAAAAAACCUUUAUUUAAUGAAGUUUUAACAAAUAAAGAAAUUUAUGCUAUUGAAAGUGAGCAUGACGGAAAUAUGUCAAAUACAUCUAAAAUCUUAUAUCAUGCAGAAAGAUUACUAUCAAAUAAAUCUCAUCCUUUCCAUAACUUUUCUACAGGGAAUAUUCAUACUUUAAGCAAAGUAGUGAACUUGAAAAAAUAUAACUUAAAAGAAAUGUUGUUUGAAUAUUUUAAAAAUAAUUAUUUUUCUAGAAAUAUGACUAUCUGCAUAAAAGGGCCACAAUCAUUAAAUAGUCUCACAAAGCUUGCAUUAGCCAAUUUUGGAGAUAUUAAAGAUAAAGACGAGUUAACAAAAUUUCAUAUCAAUUCUAUAAAACCACAAAAGAGUUUACGUAUUUCAAAAUCUCGUUCUUCCAUCUCCUCUUGCAACUCUUUCAAAACAAAUGAAAAUUUAGACUUAGAAAACUUCAAAUUACUUGAUAAUGCAUGGUUAGACAAAUAUGGUGAUAAUGUUUGUUUUCCCACAAGCCUCUCACAUAAUACGAUUUUCCUAUCUUCUUCAAAACAACCAAUUUUAAGAUUAUUAUUCCCUAUCAGUGAGAAACUUACUAGAUUUACUAAAAGAGAUAUCAAAAUAUACAGCAAUAUAUGGUGUCAUAUAUUUGGUGAUGAAACUAAGGGCUCCUUUUGUGAUUAUUUGAAUAAAAAUAAUUGGAUAACGGAAUGUUAUGCCUUUAAAUCUACUUUUGCAAUUGGAAACACUUCUUUAAUUUUAGAAUUAAAAUUAACCAAUACAGGUGUAAAAAAAUUGCAAAAUAUCAUUGAUAUAUUAUUACAACAAGUGGUUAAAUUAUUAGUUGAUAAUUUUACAGAAAAUUUAGCAUAUUUUUUGGCAGAAAAUAAUAUUAUUUCAAUUUUAAGAUUUAUAAAUUCAGAUGUAGAAAUUAAUCCAAUGGAUGAAUGUUCUGAAUUAAGUGGCUUAUUACAAGAAAAUUUCAAAUUAUUUAAUCCAAAAUAUCUAUUUUAUGGUUCUGAAUUUUUAUUGUUAGAGAAUGAAUCUUUACCUCAAAAAAAUAAUAUGUUUGAUGGAAAUUCCACUACAUUUUGGAUUGGACAAGCUAUUAAGUUUCAAACAUUUUUAAAAGAAUUUAUGAAUUGGGAGAAUAUUAAAAUUGUUGGGAUAGGGGAUAUUGAUGAAUUUAAAAAUGUUUUAAAUAUUGUUAAAGAAAUGUCCAAAAAAACUGAUUUAUAUUACGAAUUUGAAUACCAAAAAUUAAAAAUAUCAAAAAAAUCUAGAAUAUGUCCUAGAGAUUAUCCUUUCACUUAUCCAAUAAAAAACGAAUAUCUUCCUAAAUUUGGAUAUAAUCUUGGGCUUUUAAGAAAUAUCCUUUUAAAUAAUCUUGAAAGCUCAAGAACAGUUUCCUUUUAUAUGCCACAAGUCUCAGAAGAAGAAGAUCAAAAUAAAUUAGUUAGUCAAAAUGACAUGCAUAAAUUAUGGGUGAAUCCUAAAAAUUCAAAAGAUCAGCUGUCUGAAUCUCCUUGCAUUGUGUCCUUUAAAUUAGUUAAUAAUUCUAUUCAAGAAUCACCUGAAAGUACAAUGCAUCUCGAACUAAUGGGCCAAUUACUACACACAUUAUUAAUUAAUAAACUUUAUCCCGCAUUAAAUGUUGGUUAUACUUUUGAAAUAUCUCCCUCUGUAAGAGGUGAUGUUAGUUUAUCGUUUACACUUUCAGGCUUUUCUGAAGGUAUUUUCAAAAUCAUUAAAGAAUGUAUAAAUAUAUUUGGCGAACUUACAUCGUCAGAUCUUAUAACAAAGAAAGAGUUUCGAAGAGCAAGAAUUUUGGUAAGAGAUAAAUAUGAAGAUGCAGCAUCCGAUAGUUGUGUUAAAUUAGCUAGUGUUGGUUUAUUAAUUUUAUUAGAAAGAAAAAUGUGGACAUUGGAAGAAAGAAUUGAUGCUUUAGAACUAAUUGAUUUGGAAAUGUUUCUUGAGUUUGCUCAAAAGUUUUUCCAAAAUUUAUUUUUAUCUCUUUAUAUUGAGGGAAAUCUAGAAUACGCUGAUUUAAUUAAUAGCUAUUUCAGUGAUAAAUUGGUUCAUCAUUUAACCAAAAGAUUAGAUUACCCUAAGGAAGAUACUUUACAAAGUUUACCAUCUACAAAAUUAAUUUCUGGUACAAAUAUUUAUUAUGAACUUGAAGGAUCAGUUGAUGAUCCAAAUAAUAGCAUUGUUUAUUUUAUACAAACAGGAGAUUUAUCGAACAAAAAAAUUCUUUCAUUGACUUCAUUAACAGCAUUUAUAAUUUCAUUUUCAUUAGUUCCAGAAUUGAGAAACAAAAAACAAAUUGGUUAUGUUGUAUUUGGUGGAUUAAGAACUUUAUCUGAUACGGUUGGUUUACAUAUCACUAUAAUGUCAGAUGGUAAACCACUUGAUAUUGAAAUUGAAAUUGAAAAAUAUAUUUCAUAUCUAGAAUUUGACUUGUUAGGGAACCUAGAUGAUGAAACAUUCCAAAAUAAUUAUUUAAUUAAAUAUAUUGAUUUAAUUAAUGGUAUUUAUAAGAAAAGUACAGAACAAACAUCGGGACCCAUCAAUAUAAUGAAUGAGAUUAUUGCUAAUGUCCAUGGAGGUGACUCAGCUAUUUUAAAUAGUGAAAAAAUAAAGAAUCAUAAAAAAAAUAAGAAUGAGUUAUUUGGAGAUGCACAAAUGACAGAAGAAUUGAAAUAUGUCGAUAUUGAAUUUUUAAAAAAUUUAAAUUUAAUUAAAUACUUACAAUUUUUCAAAGGUUCUAUUUCUACAAAUUCUAAAAGAAGAAGUAAAUUAUCUAUUCAUAUAAAGAGCCCUAUGGAAGAAAGGGAACUUUUCAAUAGAAAAUUAUUUUUACAAUUACAAACUUUUUUAAAAAUAAAAGGUUUCCCAAUCAAAUCUAAUGAACUUCAACAAAUUGUGGAACGAACCAAUGGAAGACCCACGCUUUUAUUUAAAGAACUAUUUGCAUGCUUUAAAGCACGAGAUGAAUCAUGGAAGUUCAUUUCUAUAGUUCUUAAAGAGAUUUUAAAAGUGAUUAGUAUGAGUAUUAAACAACAAUGCAAAACAAGAGGUUCAGAAACUCGAUCAUCUAUUCAACAUUCCGAAUUUCAUAAUGAUCAUAUUAUUACACCAACACCAUUGGAAAAAGUUGAAGAUAUUAAUAAAUAUUUGCAUUUGAGAUAA
Henningerozyma blattae CBS 6284 is the source of this 3609-nucleotide messenger RNA. It is a transcript of the gene AXL1, whose product is annotated as Axl1p. Gene Ontology annotation, cellular component: mitochondrion; cytosol. Gene Ontology annotation, biological process: peptide catabolic process. The record is from RefSeq and is a predicted model, not a curated record. Gene Ontology annotation, molecular function: metalloendopeptidase activity; metal ion binding. Bases 1 to 3609 code for a protein of 1202 amino acids. NCBI's taxonomy places the organism in Eukaryota, Fungi, Ascomycota, Saccharomycetes, Saccharomycetales, Saccharomycetaceae. The transcript has a single exon.